Molecule: messenger RNA, 1012 nt
Organism: Carica papaya (papaya)
Lineage: Eukaryota; Viridiplantae; Streptophyta; Magnoliopsida; Brassicales; Caricaceae
Gene: UBC27
Product: ubiquitin-conjugating enzyme 27
Molecular function (GO): protein binding
Source: RefSeq, a predicted model, not a curated record
UUUACUCCCUCAAAAUUCUAUUAAGCUGUUUAAUCUUCUCCUCUCUCUCUGAGACGCUAUGGCAUCAGGAUCAGUUUAGAUAGAGAGAGAGAGAGAGAGAGAGAGAGAGAGAGAUAAUAAAGAGAGACACUUCUUUUUUUUUUUCUCCUGAAAAAUAAAUUUUCUUUUGCUUCAAGUUUAGGGUUUCCUUUAUUUCUUUGAUCGACCGAAAUUGCAGAGAAAAAACCGAUAUGAUAGACUUCAGUCGCGUGCAAAAGGAGUUGCAGGAAUGCAGCAAAGACAUCGAGGCCUCCGGCAUCAAAGUCACCCCAAAGUCCGACAAUCUCUCUCGGUUAAUCGGAACUAUUCCCGGCCCCAUGGGCACUCCCUACGAGGGCGGCAGUUUUCAAAUCGAUAUCUCAUUGCCAGAUGGAUAUCCUUUUGAGCCUCCCAAAAUGCAGUUUGCAACUAAAGUUUGGCACCCCAAUAUCAGCAGCCAAAGUGGGGCCAUAUGCUUGGAUAUCUUGAAAGACCAGUGGAGCCCCGCCCUUACCCUGAAAACAGCUCUUCUUUCUGUCCAAGCACUACUUUCUGCUCCACAACCUGAUGACCCUCAAGAUGCUGUAGUUGCGCAACAGUACCUCAGAGAUUAUCAGACAUUUGUUGGCACGGCUCGCUAUUGGACGGAAACUUUUGCCAAGACAUCAUCUCUAGGGGUGGAGGAAAAGGUCCAGAGACUCGUGGAAAUGGGUUUUCCUGAAGGACAGGUUAGGAGCAUCCUGGAAGUUGUUGGGGGUGAUGAAAAUCUGGCACUGGAAAAGCUUUGCUCUGGCUAAGGAUAUGGAGCAGAUGCCAAUUGUUUUGGCACCUAUUUAGCACCUUGAAAAUGAUGUAAGACACAAACGGUUGAUCUGAAUAUAAGGUUUUCUAAUUUAGUCUAGUGAUAACUGGUGUCACUUUCACAGUGUCUUCUAUAUUCUUCUGAAUAUCGUCUCUUCUGAUGCCAUUAAAUGCACAGCUAAUUGUCCAUCAA